Molecule: messenger RNA, 1425 nt
Organism: Helicoverpa zea (corn earworm)
Lineage: Eukaryota; Metazoa; Arthropoda; Insecta; Lepidoptera; Noctuidae
Gene: ich
Product: ichor
Exons: 1
Coding region: 1-1374 (457 amino acids)
Biological process (GO): regulation of transcription by RNA polymerase II; embryonic hindgut morphogenesis; embryonic pattern specification
Cellular component (GO): nucleus
Molecular function (GO): DNA-binding transcription factor activity, RNA polymerase II-specific; RNA polymerase II transcription regulatory region sequence-specific DNA binding
Source: RefSeq, a predicted model, not a curated record
AUGAAGUGCGCCGGCGUGGCGGGCGCCAGCGGCGACGAGCUCCUGCUCGGCAGCUGCUGGCUGGACCCCAAGCUCGACAACUCCUCCCCCCCGCCCACCUGCCACGAGCUCCUCGACUCUCUCCUCGCCCCUACCCCUCUCGCUGAACUCAAGCCCCUCCCUCCCUUCACUGGCUACACUGGGCACCUCUCUAUCAACGGCAUCUCUGGACACCACUACCAUGCUAUUGCGCAACGCCUUCCAGAAGAGAAUAAUAACUAUCCAACGCAGAGCGGCUACGGCGCCGACCAUGACGUAGUAUCCUCCUCGACCUGCGCGGCUGAUGCGGAGCCGCCUGACUUAGAGGACGUCAAACCGUUUCUCGACACGCCUGACACCAAACCUUUCGCGGACACCUCCGCUGCGGACUCAUGCGCCGCGUCAUGUUCACCUCCCGCGAAAUUGUUCGAGGACGGACACAAGCAGGACAUGUAUGACAUCAGCUCGAUAGAAGACAUCGCGGCUAUCAUCGGCUCAGCCAUCGCCGAUACCACUGUCCCGUCUCAACCAGAGGAUCCUGAGAGGAAUGACUCCAGAGAUAGUUGGAUGGACAUUGAUGCCUGGAUAACGGGCGCAUGCACGCAGCCUGGUGAUAAGAUUGUACAGCAAGAUCUAGCGGAGUUUGGUCUGCCCAAUUCACCGCCCUCGGGGCAAAAUCAUCACUCGAGUCUCGAUUACCCAUGCAAAAAUCAAGAGUUUUCGAAAAGCACGGAGUUUCUUCAGAAGAACUUAGGACAGGCGGGAUCCACCCUGCAGUCUUUGUUGACACAUGGUUAUAUGCCACUGCUUCAAAAUCGGCUACAAAAUGGUCCGCCAGUCAAGCAGGAGGCGCCGAGCUCCACAAGUUAUGGGAUGGACGUGAUUUCAACGUCAUCUCCCCCGGGGAACGCCGUCUCUACGACCGAUGGUGUUGGUGGAUUACUCAAUGGGCGAUACGCGCCCCAUUACGCGCUCGGCCUGAAACCUGAUGGCUUAUGCAGUCCCGAAAGGCUACUAGGCUACCCGCACGCUCACACUACGACUUCCACACCAGCGAGUAAAAGCAAAAGAAGUCGAGCUAAAGCGAAACAAGCGAACAGCAACAUGCACGGGAGCUCGUUGGCGUUCCCGUCGGCGACGGCGGCCGAGCUGAGCGGGUUGCUGGGCAAGGAGAAGCCGGUGCACCGGUGCGGGAUAUGCAAUAGAGGAUUCCUGAACAAAUCCAACAUUAAGGUUCACCUCCGAACCCACACGGGGGAGAAGCCGUUCCGGUGCGACGUGUGCGCGAAGGCGUUCCGGCAGAAGGCGCACCUCAUCAAGCACCAGCAAAUCCACAAGCGGAUCGGCAGGGACUAGAGGAGUAGGUUCUAGCUCAAAAUGAAGCAUUUUGUAGUUUGUAAUAUAGUG